UAAGAUGGCCGCCACGUGCCUACGUCGCAUCCCAUUGGUGAACAGCGGGGGCGAGACAUCUAGUGUUUAUAUAUGCAUAUCUAUGGCAAAUGAGACGUCUAUGUGCGUACGUCUAUGUGGUUUUACUUUGAAAGCUCAGCCCGGAAGUAGACCGACGGGUUGAUCGACUGGGGUGUUUGUUUACGUCACCAAAAGUCACCGUAAACCGGGCCGAACGGGUCCGGGUCGGAGUGUGAAGAUGGAAACGUUCAGCAGACUGAGCAGCUUGCUGCUGCAGGCGCUGGAGACGAGAGAACCCACAGUAGACCUGCUGGACUCCUUCAUUGAUCACUGGAGAUCGGUCACUACCUGCUACAUCCAGACCUCAGAUGACAGCUGUCCCGUCAGCCAGACUGAUAUCCCGUGGCGUCUCAGACAGAUGUUGGACAUCCUGGUUUACGAGGAGACACAACUGGCUGUGGAGGACACGGGACCCUGUCUAGAGUACCUGCUGGAACACAAGCUGCUGGAAACUCUGUGCAUGCUGGGAAAAGCUCAGUAUCCUCCUGGGAUGUUCCAGCAGGUUCUGCUCUUUUUCAACAAGCUGUUGACUCGCAUGCAGAAACCUCUCCUGGAGCUCAUCAGAGUCUACAGACCUGUUCAGAGGCUGAUUAACCUCUGUGCACUUCCUGGUUGUCAUGUUGAGAAGGAGGAAGUUCAGUUCCUAUUGGCUGUCUGUUCCAGGGUCAAACAGGAUCCACACACCCUCAGAUGUGUCCUGGAGCUCCUAGAACAACCUCCAGGUCUCAACCAAUCACAGCACAGCACACAAGCCUCCAACCAAUGCACAGAUCCAGCCUGUAGUCAUUCACAGACCUCUGCAUCCUGCCCUGUCCAAUCAGAGUCCUCUGCAACCAGCCCUGUCCAAUCAGAGUCCUCUGCAACCAGCCCUGGCCAAUCAGAGUCCUCUGCAACCAGCCUUGUCCAAUCAGAGUCCUCUGCAACCAGCCCUGGCCAAUCAGAGUCCUCUGCAACCAGCCCUGGCCAAUCAGAGUCCUCUGCAACCAGCCCUGGCCAAUCAGAGUCCUCUGCAACCAGCCUUGUCCAAUCAGAGUCCUCUGCAACCAGCCCUGGCCAAUCAGAGUCCUCUGCAACCAGCCCUGGCCAAUCAGAGUCCUCUGCAACCAGCCUUGUCCAAUCAGAGUCCUCUGCAACCAGCCCUGGCCAAUCAGAGUCCUCUGCAACCAGCCCUGGCCAAUCAGAGUCCUCUGCAACCAGCCCUGGCCAAUCAGAGUCCCGUGUCUCUGGCGCUGUCCAGACAAACAGGGGGCUAUUGUGGGCUCUGCUGCAGCUCACAAAGAGUCAGAGAGCGUCUGUUCGUCAGAAGGCAUCUGAGGGCCUCCUCCUGCUAGCAGGGCUUCUGGAUGGAUCCUCGGGUGAGCUGCUACCUGCUGCAGUCUCUCUAGCGGAGCUGCUGGCUGAGAGGCUGCAGGAGCUGCAUCGCCUGCUGCCUCUGGACCAACUGGAUGCUACUGAGCUGCAACGGUGGCCUUGCACUAGCUGGAGGUCAGAAGUAGAGCCUGGUCACAUGACGAGUUUCUUCACCUGGUUUGACUUCCUGGAUCACCUGAUGUGUGAGGCUCCACAGGUGUUGUCUGUGCAGGUGUCUCAGAGUGUCCACCGGCGGUGGCUCGUGGACACUCUUCAUCCUCAACUGUCGCACACAUGUGAGAAAGUGGUGCUCGUCUCCACAUCGAUGCUCUGUGCUACCAUCAGACUCGUCCAGUCUUCCUUCUUAUUGGACCAGAUGGUCCACUUCCUGUUGAGGACACCGUCUUUGAUGCGGCUGCUUCUGCGACACUGCAACCACAUCUCUGACCAAAUCAGCAUGGCGUCGAUGAGUCUGGUGGACGAGAUGCUACAGAAGCCUCAUAGGGACAUUUUGGACAUUCUAGUGUUGAGUUUCCUCCAGAGUCGCUGUUACGUGUCCGCAGCUGCAGACGGACAAGAGGACAAACAGCUGGAGACGAAUGAGGACAGCCAAGACCUGGAUGAUGACCCCUUCUUCUCCGAUGGGCUCUCAGACGGACCUCCUGCUCAGCCCAUCAAUGAAGACGUGGUGAACAGUUUCUUGUGUUUGGUUCCGAUUCAGGCCCGGUCGGCUCACCUGCUGCAGGAAGGAGGCUAUGAGUCAUACGUACAUGAUGCUCACACCCUGGUGACCAUGUGCCACGCCCUCUCUCUGUCCUGGGAGUGGCCACAGACUCUGCCGUGCCCCACCUGUCUCUCAGAGCAAGACGCAGACUUCUUUGAAGGUGACUUGCUGAAAGUUCUCUUUGACCGACUGGGUUGCAUCCUGGAGCAACCUUACGAGCUGAGUCUGAAGCUGACGUCGGUUCUGUCCAGACUCUCAGCCUUCAGUCACCCGCUGCUGGACGAGUACCUGCUCGACCCCUACGUCCACCUGUCUCCAGGCUGCAGGUCGCUCUUCUCCGUCCUCAUCAGGGUGAUGGCAGAAGUGAUGCAGAGGAUCCAGCAAGUGUCUGACCUGUCCGAGCAGUUGUUGGAUACCAGGAGACACCUGCUGGGACUGAGCCAGCAUACUGGAUCGGAACACCUGACACUUCUCAAGGGGAUCAUCGUCCUUGAGGAGUUCUGUAAGGAACUUGCUGCAAUCGCCUUUGUCAAGAAGCCUCUGAAUCGAGACUGACUCGCCUGGAGCAGGAAUCACCUGGACGUGUACCUCUGUGGGGAUAUCACCAGGUGCAUCUCGCCUGAGGACCAGCAGCACGUGCACCUGAGGAACGCCUGGUUGAACCAAGAGACCAGUGUCUCACCUGAGUUUGGAUAGGAGCCGACAGAAGUGGCAUCUUGUCUUUGGGAGGCGAUGAACCACGUGAUCACCUUUUGUCACUAUUUAAGCCACGCCCACUUUCUGUGCAGCUCGCUAAAUGCCUCCUACCUGUAGUAAGGAUUUAUUACCUGUCAGCCAGUCACGUGACACAAAGGAACCCGACGAGGACAAUAAAACUGAACAGGUCUCCGGAAUCAAAGAUCCAGACCAGGACCUGAGAGCUGCACCUGAUCCAGGUGCAGCACCACCAGAUUUACUGUUUUAUUUCCUUAAAUGUGUUUUAUGUUAAAGACGGAAUCCUCAAA
Molecule: messenger RNA, 3138 nt
Organism: Nothobranchius furzeri (turquoise killifish)
Lineage: Eukaryota; Metazoa; Chordata; Actinopteri; Cyprinodontiformes; Nothobranchiidae
Product: FHF complex subunit HOOK-interacting protein 2B
Source: RefSeq, a predicted model, not a curated record